This is a messenger RNA of Oncorhynchus masou masou (cherry salmon), 5364 nucleotides long. RefSeq names its product roquin-1-like. The transcript is spliced from 18 exons. Gene Ontology annotation, biological process: nuclear-transcribed mRNA catabolic process, deadenylation-dependent decay; protein polyubiquitination; ubiquitin-dependent protein catabolic process. The record is from RefSeq and is a predicted model, not a curated record. Gene Ontology annotation, cellular component: cytoplasmic stress granule. Gene Ontology annotation, molecular function: metal ion binding; RNA stem-loop binding; ubiquitin protein ligase activity. The coding region runs from base 350 to 3562 and encodes 1070 amino acids. NCBI's taxonomy places the organism in Eukaryota, Metazoa, Chordata, Actinopteri, Salmoniformes, Salmonidae.
CACACACCCUACCUAAAAGAUAGUAACUCGCUUGCUCGUUACUGCCAGGCUCCAGCUACACCGAGGAAAUACAAUAUUAUCAUAGAAACAGCUGAAGAUUGAUGGCAUUUUAUUUGAAAUUGUCAUACCAUGUACUGAAUGUUCAUGAUGUCUGAACAUUUAGAAGAAAAUUGAUGGUCAGAAGAGUUUUUGAUUCCAGUGGAAUUUGUCACAUCUUUUGCGUCACUUUGUUUUCGAAAAGAAAACGCACCCUACGUGGCAACGCACUGAAGGAUCUACCUUUUUAUUUGAAAGGGAAGGCUUUUUGUCGAAGCCAUUGUGCUUCCCCUAGUGACCUCUGUGGGUUACAAUGCCUGUACAAGCGCCGCAAUGGACGGAAUUCCUGCUGUGUCCCAUCUGCACCCAGCUGUUCGAGGAGAGCGUCCGCAAGCCCAUCAGCCUGGGCUGUGGACACACCGUCUGCAAGAUGUGCCUGAACAAGCUGCACCGCAAGGCCUGCCCCUUUGACCAGACGGCCAUCGCUUCCGACAUCGAGCUGCUGCCUGUCAACACUGCCCUACUGCAGCUGGUGGGAGGACAGGUGCCCAAACGGCAGCCUACCACCUUGCUGACGGGGCCAGAGGACAUAGCCCACUAUGAGGAAGCCAGUGAUUGUGUGGAGGAGCUGGCUCUGUACCUGAAACCACUGAGCAACAGCAGAGGGUUGAGCACCAGCGGUGCACAAAGCUCUCUGAGCCGGCCCAUGCAGAGGAAGCUGGUGACCCUGGUGCACUGUCAGCUGGUGGAGGAGGAGGGCCGGGUGAGGGCCACGCGGGCGGCCAGGUCCCUAGGGGAGCGCACAGUCACUGAGCUCAUUCUGCAGCACCAGAACCCACAGCAGCUCUCCUCCAACCUGUGGGCUGCCGUCAGAGCAAGAGGCUGCCAAUUCCUCGGCCCAGCGAUGCAGGAGGAGGCUCUGAAGCUGGUGCUGUUGGCUCUAGAGGACGGCUCCGCUCUGUCCAGGAAGGUCUUGGUGCUGUUUGUGGUCCAAAGGUUAGAGCCACGCUUCCCCCAGGCCUCUAAGACCAGCAUAGGCCACGUGGUGCAGCUCCUCUACAGGGCCUCUUGCUUUAAGGUGACCAAGCGAGACGAGGACUCGUCCCUGAUGCAGCUGAAGGAGGAGUUCCGGACAUAUGAGGCACUGCGGCGCGAACAUGACUCCCAGAUUGUCCAGAUCGCCAUGGAGGGUGGCCUCCGCAUCGCCCCUGACCAGUGGUCCUCUCUGCUCUAUGGGGACCAGUCGCACAAGUCCCACAUGCAGUCCAUCAUCGACAAGUUGCAGACGCCAGCGUCGUUUGCUCAGAGCGUUCAGGAGCUGACCAUCGCCCUGCAGAGGACAGGCGACCCGGCCAACCUGAACCGUCUGCGAACACACCUGGAGCUGCUUGCCAACAUCGACCCCAGCCCAGACUCUCCUCCCCCCACGUGGGAGCUGCUGGACACGGGCUUGGUGGCGGUGAAAACGGUGGUGCACGGCCUGGUGGACUUCAUCCAGAACCACAGCAAGAAGGGGAGCGACACGCAACAGCCUCCCCAGCACAGUAAAUACAAGACGUACAUGUGUCGGGACAUGAAGCAGAAGGGGGGCUGUCCUCGAGGAGCCAGCUGCACCUUCGCCCACUCUCAGGACGAGCUAGAGAAGUAUCGUAAGAUGAACAAGCGUCUGGCCGCCCGACGGCCCCUUAGCCUAUCCUUGACGCAGCUCAACGAGGUGGGCCUAUUGCCCGAGGAGGUGGGGAUGAUGGAGGGGCUGGCCCACAAGGGCCUGACCAAUGGCAUGGUGGCAUCAGUCACAGGCUCCGCCCUGCCCCAGCUCAUCUCCCGCGGUGCUGACCCCUCUUAUGAGCCCAUUAUGCGGAAGCCCCAGUCCCAGGGAAGCCACAGUGCCCCCGGCUCUCCCCCUGACUUACUGGAUCCCGUGCCCAAUCGGUCCAUGGUCCACCCCAGGAUGGCAGUGGACCACCUGGCCAUGCACAAGCCAGUGCCCAGGGGGCCCCCCAUGUACCCCUCACAGCAGGGUGAACAUUUCUACCCCCCUGAGCCCAGGGCACCACCAUCAGCCAUGCAGUACGAGUCCACCCAGUACCCCCCAGGUAACCCCCCCUACCCCUACCAGUCCUCCCAGUACCUUCCCCAGCCCCGCUACGUUCGGAACCUCCCUCCCCCUAACGACCUGGCCACGCCUGCCUACCCGGAGUCCCCCUACCCCGGCACCUACCCACAAGAGCAUGAGUGUCCCCCUCCCCCACAGCCCUCGGGUCCCCACUUUUCCAACGCCAACCCCCAUGGGUACUCACCUCCCCCUCAUUACGACGGCCGUCGACACCCCUACCCGCCGCCACCACCACAAACCUAUCCCCACCGGGAGGAACUCUCCUCCAUGCCUGCGGACGAGGCCUCCAGAGAAAGAUACCCUCCCGAGAGUUACCAGCCCGCUGGCCCCCACCCCGGCCACAUGAGGCCCUAUUCCACACGGGAGGAUUACAGUCGGCCCCAGCCCCCUCCCACUCUGGACUACCUGCACCGCCGACGCCAGGAGAUCAUGGCCCAGUUGGAGGACAGGAAGCAGGUCACUCCCCCACCCUUUGCCCCCUCGCCCACGCUGCCACACACCUACGAGUCCAACUACACGCAGGAGCAACAGCAGUACAUGGAGAACUCCCAAGUGUUUGCAAAGUACCGUGAGCCAGACUACGCUAGCCAGUACUCUCCUUGGUCAUGUGACACCAUUGGCUCCUACAUUGGCAGCAAGGAGGGGAAGUCUAAAGACACCAUGGAGAGGAUGAACACUGAGGGGAAAGGUGCGGAGGGCCAGCGCAGGUCGGCCGAGGCCAGAGACGACGAUCCUAUCAUCCCCUUCGGCUCCCUGCCCACUGUGUCGCGCUUCGGGGUGAUCUCCCGCACCCCCAAGACGGGCUACCAGAUGGCCGGGCCAGGGCAGGCCGUGACCCCCCCACAGGGGACCAACAGCCCCAAACACACCGCUGCAACAGCAGACUACCCCUAUGGGAACGGUGCAGGGUGGGGUGUUGCCCCGUACACCCAGCCCACUCAGGCCCACCUCAGUGAAAGGCCAGUCCAGGAGAGGGAGCAGCUGACGAUGGAGCUCCAGCAGGUCAAUCGGCAGAUCAACAAGCAAACUGCCCAGGCGGCCCAACCCAGCCCGGGGGAGUGGUCGUCGGGGAGCGUCUCCAGCCAACAGCUGAGCCUGGAGCUCCACCAUGUGGAGAGGGAGAUUGGCAAGAGGACCCGCCAGAUAGCCCUGGAGAACCAUGUGUCUCAUGAUGGGAGCGGGACAUACAAGCUGAAGCCCACUGAGAACAAAAUGCAGAGAGAGGAGCACUCGUUGGUUCUCAGUGAGGGCUAUAACGGUUCCAGUUGUGUUCUGCUGGAUGGCAGUGCGGCCGGCAGCAUUUUGUCCUGCCUGACCAGCAAGACCUCGUCCCUCAGCCUGUCCUCAGACCUCCCCACCACCGGGGAAACUGACCGGCAGGAGAACAUCGCGGUCCACCCGUGUUCCUAGCCACACAACUGGAGUCUGGUACUACAACCACUGCUACAACCAACCAGUCAGUUAACCACACAGAGUCUUGGGGAACACCUCAUCCUCUGAACGCUUAAACUUUUCCACCAUUUAGAGUGGAACACACAACCAGGUCCUCCAAACUGUCUGGUAUGCCCUACCUAAAUCCACAUUUGCAAGAUCUGGUUGAAGCCACUAAGAGCAUUUUAACUCCCAUCAUAAAACAUGUGGAGAGAGGCGCAGUCUCUCUCCUCGCUUACAAUGGUGAGAGACCGUUCUAGGUUUCUUACAGGGAUUUGGGAUAUAAGGGCUAUUAAUAUCUUUAAGUAACUGAAAAAGCCACUGAUAUGCAAAUGUGGACGUAGUGCCUGCAUAGACAACGGCGCUUCAUUUGAUACAACACAAAUUGCACACUCGCAACUUCAGUUUGUCUACAACUAAGCAGUAUCUGCCGUGAAUUUGAUAUUUUUUUCAUUUGUUCAUUUUUGUUAUUCUGUGGAUGAAUGUUUUGUCAUAUACAAUCUCACACUGCCUUGGAAACCAAGGGUUUUGAGAUUUAUGCUCCGUGAACCCAAUACUGAUUAGAAGAAGAAUAUAAAGACGAGGCCAGUUCCUUGGUUUCAAAUAGGCAAGGCCCCCAUAAUCGCAUUGACAUAACAUCUGUCGUUAACUUCACAAUGUGCUACAUUUUUGUAGCAUCCCUAACAACAAUCUUCGUGCUUAGCGUAUAUAUACAAGUUCUAAAAUGCAGACUUUCUAUUUGGAAUUAAUUGUAAGUUCUUGUAGCUGAGUUGCAAUGUUAUUUGCAGACAAAACAUGUAGAGCGUUUCGUUAAGUUUCACUCUUUUGCCACUUGAGGAUUUCAUACUUGGUGCUCUGUUGAAGGAGCACUUUCACAUCUGGUCAAAAGCUCUCCAUUUCAUAGAAACAAUACUUGUUGACAACUGGCUGUGAAUAAGUUUUAUAAAGCCAAGACGCUACAAUUUGAAGAUAUUGAGUUAUCACUUUUCAACUAGGAAGUAUUGAGAUUUUGUUGAAACUGUAACAAACUAGAUGAGGCAAAGGCAUCCCUGCGUCCAGUUGUUAGUUCAGUGGCCUGGACCUCUUUUGGUAUCCCCCCUCACCACCACCACAACCGCCUUCAGACUCUGGAAAAGGAGAUUUACUACAGCCUCUGCCAUCCAUGCUUUGGGAUGAGGCUGAUGUGAAACAGGGAAAAGCAUAUGUGCUGAGUACACAAACAUUAAGAACACCUGCUCUUUCCAUGACAUGAUCAUGACAAGCCAUGAUCCCUUAUUGAUGUCACUUCUUAAAUCCACUUCAAUCAGUUUAGCUGAAGGGGAGGAGACAGGUUAAAUAAGGGUUUUUAAGCCUUGAGACAUAGAUUGUGUAUGUGUGGCAUUCAGAGGGUGAAUGGGCAAAACAAAUUAUGUGCCUUUGAACAGGGUAUGGUAGUAGGUGCCAGGCGCACCGGUUUGUGUCAAAAAACUGCACCUCUGCUGGGUUUUUCACGCUCAACAUUUUCCCGUGUGUAUCAAGAAUGGUCCAACACCCAAAGGACAUCUAGCCAACUUGACACAACUGUGGGAAGCAUUGGAGUCAUCAUGUGUCAGCAUCCCUGUGGAACGCUUUCGACACCCUGUAGAGUCCGUCCCCGGACAAAUUGAAGGUGUUCUGAGGGCUUAACCGGUUGCAACUCAAUAUCAGGAAGCUGUUCCUAAUGUUUGGUAUACUCAGUGUACAUUUAGGCUUGGCAUUCAAGCGGUUUUCCUUUUCUUUUCGGGGGGGGGGUAAUUUUAAAU